Messenger RNA from Drepanopeziza brunnea f. sp. 'multigermtubi' MB_m1, 840 nucleotides. RefSeq lists its product as uncharacterized. Lineage: Eukaryota; Fungi; Ascomycota; Leotiomycetes; Helotiales; Drepanopezizaceae. The record is from RefSeq and is a predicted model, not a curated record.
AUGGACGAGCCAGCUCUCGCUAGACCAUUUGACGACGAUCCGCUCGCGGAGUUCUCAACAGAGGUCAACUGGACUCGUGCUCUGUCCAAACUCCAGAAUUUCAGGAAGAGCAUAGAGGCGCUUGUCAGGGUCUCGUCGUGGACGCCUCGACAAUGCCAAGAAGUCAACGCCAUCCUGGCAGUGCUGACACCAAUUCCUCCCAAGUCUAUGGCUGAGGGUCAGAGCGCGGGCAAAGCGACUGCUAUGGAGCACUGGAGUAUCCUCGUGGAGAUGGUGAUCAGUACACUGAAAGCCAGGAAGCACAAAGAGAUGGUGACCCAAAAAAGCGACGCUGGGUUGGCAGAGAUGAGCAAAGUCCCUGGGACGGCCAAUCCAUCCAUAUCCCAGCCGACAGGAGGCUCGCCCGGGCCCAAUUCCCAGGACGUCGUCGAGGGGAUGCGCGAUCUGGUCUUCAGUGACACCCUGCUGGGCGAGCCUGGACUAUCUCCAGUGACUGCUGCCAUCCUUGACCCCAAGCCAGGCACCAGUCCAUCAUACGAUCUGUUGGAAAAUUCCACCAACGUGCUCACUUCCUCUUCAAAGCCUUCUUUCCCUAUCACUACGGGUAUCUUUCACCCCCCACCAGCGAGUACCUUCCCCUGUGCUCGAUCUCGGCGGACUUCGACUGUGCCAUCUCCAAGCGCCGAGGACAGUGCUCCGAAUGUUGGAGAGAAUGCUGUACUUGACAGAGGUGCCGGGAAUAAUGAGGGGAUAGAGGAACAGGGGAAUUCUGCUAAGCACGGGGGCCGGGACGACGGUGGAGAAGGGGAGAAUGCCGAGCUGAGCUCCAGUGCCGCCUGA